AGCACACGUAGACCCCACAAUGGCCGACAACAGAAAACUACUCGCGCUACUGCAACGUCCGCUGGAGCCAACCUUCUACCCGAAGGACGACGGGAAAACGGUGGUCGAUCUGCCGGAGAACUUUUUGACGGAGCGGUACCGCCCGAUCGGAGCCUCGCUGCAGAGUCGCUUCGGCAACGAUGCCGAUACGCGCAUCCCCGUUCGGAGUGUGGCGCCUCCGAGCAUCGGCUUCGCCGAGGCAAUCCCUCGUCGCGGCGGUUUCUCGUUGUUCAACCAAGCGCACCGCAAAAUUGCUGGCGAUCUGAUCAACCUGUUCCUCACCCAGCCGAACGUGGACACGCUGAUGAGUGUUGCCGCCUACUCGCGAGAUCGUCUGAACCCUGUCCUGUUUCAGUAUGCUCUCUCGGUGGCAAUCCAGCACCGUCCGGAUACGAAGGAUCUCAACAUUCCGUCGUUUUUGGAGCUGUUUCCGGAUUCGUUCGUGGACCCGUCGGUAUUCCCGAAACUUCGCGAAGAGGGUUCCGUGGUUCAAAUGGAAAACAGAAUGACGAUCGAUAUUCCGAUGAACUACACCGCCUCCGAUCGCGAAGAUGAGCAGCGUUUAGCCUACUUCCGAGAGGACAUCGGAGUCAACCUGCAUCACUGGCAUUGGCACCUGGUCUACCCAGGCGAAGGCCCGGAUGCGGUCGUCCGGAAGGAUCGACGAGGAGAGCUGUUUUACUACAUGCACCAACAGCUGAUUGCACGCUACAACGUCGAGCGCUUCUGCAACAAGCUGGCCCGGGUCCGUCCGCUUACUAGCCUGCGUGAGCCACUGCCGGAGGGCUAUUUCCCGAAGAUUAUCCGCAGUUUGAAUAACCGCGCGUUUCCUCCGCGCCCCCAGAACACCGUGUUGAGGGAUAUCAAUCGGGUUGACGACAUGGUAAACUUCACCGUGAGCGAUCUGGAGCGUACCGAGAGUCGCAUAGCAGAGAGCAUCGAUGGUGGCUUCGUUGUUGGCCCCGGUGGAACACGGACCCCUCUCGAUGAGCGCACGGGCAUCGACGUGCUAGGCAACAUCGUGGAGCCGUCGAGUCUUUCGGCGAAUGUUACGUACUACGGAAACUAUCAUGGCAACCUGCACAACAUCAUUGCCUAUAGCCACGAUCCCGACAACCGUUUCCUGGAGGGCUAUGGUGUGGUUGGCGAGUUCCAAACUGCAAUGCGAGAUCCGACCUUCUACCGUCUGCAUGCUCAAGUGGACAACAUGUUCCACCGGUACAAACGGACACUUGCCCCCUACGGCCCGGAUCAGCUGAGCUACGGCGGUAUUCAGAUACAGUCAGUCGGGGUGCAACUCAACCGACCGAACGCGCCGGCUAACGUGCUGCUGACGUACUGGCAGCGAUCCCAGGUGGACUUGGCCACCGGUCUGGACUUUGGGCCACAAGGAAACGUGUUUGCGUCCUUCACGCAUUUACAGCACGCCCCGUUCACAUAUCGACUCGCGGUUAACAACAGCUCUGGAGCCGCUCGGCGCGGAACAUGUCGCAUUUUCAUUGCCCCCAAGACCGACGAACGGAACACGGCUCUCACGAUGAACGAGCGGCGCUUGCUGAUGGUUGAGCUGGACAAGUUUACGGUGAACUUGAAUCCCGGAACGAAUAAUAUUGUGCGACGCUCGGAGCAAUCGAGUGUCACUAUUCCGUACGAGAGGACCUUCCGGCAGGUCGCGUUGUCCAAUCUGAACGAACCAAGCACCGAGGCAUUCCGCUUCUGCAAUUGUGGUUGGCCGCAUCAUCUGCUGAUUCCGAGAGGAACUCCGGAGGGGAUGCAGUUCGAUCUCUUCGUAAUGAUCUCCAACUACGCCGACGACACCGUCAACCAGGACUUUGAUGAAAACGUCAACUGCAACGAUUCCCACUCCUUCUGUGGCUUGCGCGAUCGGCUCUAUCCGGAUCGUCGUCCCAUGGGUUAUCCAUUCGAUCGACCCGUCCCCCAGCAGGUUAAUAACUUGGCCCAAUUCGUAGCCUCCAACACCAACAUGGCGACUGCACAAGUCCAAAUUCGUUUCACGAAU
Anopheles bellator is the source of this 2059-nucleotide messenger RNA. RefSeq names its product phenoloxidase 8-like. Gene Ontology annotation, molecular function: oxidoreductase activity. The annotation marks the transcript as partial. The record is from RefSeq and is a predicted model, not a curated record. The transcript is spliced from 6 exons. Lineage: Eukaryota; Metazoa; Arthropoda; Insecta; Diptera; Culicidae.